Molecule: messenger RNA, 5601 nt
Organism: Dicentrarchus labrax (European seabass)
Lineage: Eukaryota; Metazoa; Chordata; Actinopteri; Moronidae
Product: serine/threonine-protein kinase BRSK2
Exons: 19
Coding region: 235-2967 (910 amino acids)
Biological process (GO): microtubule cytoskeleton organization; intracellular signal transduction; protein phosphorylation
Cellular component (GO): cytoplasm
Molecular function (GO): ATP binding; protein serine/threonine kinase activity; tau-protein kinase activity
Source: RefSeq, a predicted model, not a curated record
CAAGGCACUUGCGGCUCGUCUGCAGCGAUAGGAGAAAAAGAGGAGAGAAAGAGAGAACCUCACCUCCUCAAACAGCGAGUGAGGUAGGGAAAAAGAGACAGAAAGAGACAGACGGAGAGCAAGAGAAGAGGCUGUGGAGUAAAAGCAAAGACUGCAGCGGCUUGGACCUCAAGCGAGGACUGUUUAAUUGUCUGCGCUUUAUUGUAAAGUGUCUAAUUUCCACACAGAUUCGACAUGUCAUCGUCCGGUAAAGACAACAGCGGUGCCCAACAUGCCAAUUACGUGGGACCUUACCGUUUGGAGAAGACGCUCGGGAAAGGACAGACAGGGUUGGUCAAGCUCGGAGUCCACUGUGUAACAUGCCAGAAAGUCGCCAUAAAGAUUGUCAACCGUGAGAAGCUCAGUGAGUCAGUACUAAUGAAGGUGGAGCGAGAAAUAGCUAUUCUGAAGCUCAUAGAACACCCGCACGUUUUAAAGCUACACGAUGUCUAUGAAAAUAAAAAAUACUUAUACCUCGUGCUAGAACAUGUGUCUGGUGGUGAGCUGUUUGACUACUUGGUGAAGAAAGGCAGGUUAACACCUAAAGAGGCCAGGAAAUUCUUCAGACAGAUCAUGUCUGCUCUGGAUUUUUGCCACAGUCAUUCCAUAUGCCACAGGGAUCUGAAGCCGGAGAACCUGUUGCUAGAUGAAAAGAACAACAUCAGGAUAGCAGACUUCGGCAUGGCCUCCCUUCAAGUUGGAGAUAGUCUGCUGGAAACCAGCUGUGGAUCUCCACACUACGCCUGUCCAGAGGUCAUCAGGGGAGAGAAGUAUGACGGGAGGAAAGCAGACGUCUGGAGCUGUGGGGUCAUUCUUUUUGCCCUAUUGGUGGGUGCCCUGCCGUUUGAUGACGACAACCUGAGGAAUCUGCUAGAGAAAGUGAAGCUGGGGGUGUUUCACAUGCCACACUUCAUCCCUCCAGACUGUCAGAACCUCCUCCGUGGCAUGAUUGAAGUGGAUGCCUCCAAAAGACUAACGUUAGAACAGAUCCAGAAACACACAUGGUACAUAGGGGGGAAGAACGAACCAGAGCCUGAGCAGCCUGUGCCCAGGAAGGUGACCAUUCGCAGCCUGCCCUCUGCAGACGACAUCGACCCAGACGUACUGGACAGCAUGCACUCCCUGGGCUGCUUCAGAGACAAAAACAAACUGCUGAAAGACCUGCUCUCAGAUGAUGACAACCAAGAAAAGAUGAUCUACUUCCUGUUACUGGACCGUAAGGAAAGGUACCCCAGUCAGGAGGACCAGAACCUUCCCCCUCGUAACGAGAUUGAUCCUCCAAGGAAGCGGGUGGAUUCUCCCAUGUUGAACCGUCAUGGCAAGAGGAGACCAGAGAGGAAGUCCAUGGAGGUCCUCAGUGUCACAGACGGAGGGUCACCUGUACCGGCCAGGAGGGCCAUCGACAUGACGCAGCAUGGACAGAGGUCGCGGUCUAUUAGUGGAGCCUCCUCUGGCCUCUCCACCAGCCCCCUCAGCAGCCCACGGCCUGUCAGGAAGUUCUGUGUACCACCUCAGUCUCCAGACUUGUUGCAGUCCCCUAACACAAGCCCCUGCCCAUCCCCUGAGCCCAUUCCUAAUCGCACGGGCCCCCGUAUCUCCACCCCUAACUCACUCGCUCCGAACAGUGAGCCCCUGCCAGCAGCACUCAACAAGACGCAGACACUCCCCGCCAAGCCUAAAGUUGUACCCAAGCCCCUCCAAGCCACACGAUCUAACCCGCUCCCCGAACUCUCCCCAGACCCAGCAUCUGCAGCCAAUUCAAAGUCCUCCACUCCUUGCCAGCUCCCAUUGCAGCCACCCUCAGCCUCUGUGCCCCCCACCCCUACUUCUCCGUCCUCCCCAUCCUCACCUUUUUCCCCAUCCCCCAUCCCCAGUGCUUCUAUUCCAAACAGCCCCCAGGUACGGCGCUCCCACUUUUCUGCCAACCCCCAACUCUCUGUGCCCUUCAGCCCAGUGGUGCCCCUGUCGCCCAUCCGGCUGCACCACUUUCACCCUGUGGCGCCGGUGCCUUCUUCAUUCAAUGACCACCCACCCAAAUCUAUCCCCCUCAUACAGGUUACCCCUCACCCCUCCCCUCGAGGCAGUCCCCUCCCCACCCCAAAGGGCACCCCGGUGCACACUCCCAAGGACAGCCCGGCUGGGACCCCCACCCCAACACCGCCCCCCAGCCCUUCCAUUGGAGGCAUGCCUUGGAGGACGCGCCUCAACUCCAUCAAGAACAGCUUCCUGGGUUCACCACGCUUCCACCGCAGGAAACUCCAAGUUCCCACACAAGACGAGAUGUCCAGCCUCACACCAGAGUCUUCCCCAGAACUUGCCAAAAAAUCCUGGUUUGGUAACUUCAUCAACCUGGAAAAAGAGGAGCAGAUCUUCAUUGUCAUCAAAGACAAGCCUCUCAGCUCCAUCAAGGCAGACAUCGUUCAAGCCUUUCUCUCGAUCCCCAGCCUGAGCCACAGUGUGAUCUCUCAAACCAGUUUCAGAGCAGAGUACAAGUCCACAGCGGGCCCUACAGUCUUCCAGAAGCCGGUCAAAUUCCAGGUGGAUAUCACCUACACGGAGAGCACAGCCGCCACCAAGGAAAAUGGCAUCUACUCUGUCACCUUCACCCUGCUCUCAGGACCAAGCCGGCGCUUUAAGCGAGUAGUGGAGACGAUUCAGAGCCAGUUGUUAAGCACACAUGACCAGCCUGGCGUCCAACAGCUGUCUGGCAGCCCAUUGAGUAACUUCUUUGACGUAAUAAAACAACUUUUUUCAGACGAGAAGAACGGACAGGUGCCCUACCCCUCUGGCACGCCCUCCAAGCACUGCCCCUCGCCCAUGCACGUCCGGAGGCACGAACCAGAAAAUAAUGACACCAAAUGCCCCGCUGCGGGCCGAGACAGACCCAAGUUGUCGCUGGCAUCUGUGGGGACACAGGAGGAGUCUUAGACUGAGGAGCUGUGUAGUCGAGCCAGUGUUAAAACCCAUCCCAGUAUCAUUAUAAGCCAGUGGCACGGAGGGAAAAUUCUCUUUGUGCAUAGCUAGAUGUAUAUACUCAUUUAUGGACAUAUGUUUUGUAUAAAAUGACUUUAUAUAGAUAGAAAUAUAUUGAGAGAAUCAAAGUGAUAUUUUACAAAAAGCAUACUGCACCUACAUUACAAACACACAAUCUUGUCCCUCCACUCCCCUUUUCAUCACCCCUCAGUGUCCACCAUCCUCAUCCACCCCUCUACACCAACCAUCUAAUCGCCUGUGGCCCUUGCUCUGUUUUUUGCUCCCUUGCUGCUAACAUGUGUGAUGACCUGACUUGUUUCUGAUACCAGGAAUUAUCCAGAAAACCUAUUAAGUCCCUCCUCCUGCUCCCUGCUCCGCUCGCCCUCCCUCGACCACCCCUCCACCCCCCCGAGCGUGCCGAGAGAGACGGACAUUUGUUGACGGAGGACUGCUUUUAGAGAUGCGCUGAGAGGGUGGAGGGUUACCAUGGAAACAGACCCUUCAUGCAGACUUCUACCUUCAUCUCCCUCUGCGCCCCUUCUCCACCUCUGGCAGCCAUCAGUAGAAGUAGAUGAAAAUACCUUUAGUGUUCCCCCUCAUCCGAGAAACACACAAACACACACACACAUGCACAACUAAUCCACAAACACGUCAGUGAAACAAAAACGCACACUCCCCUCGCCAACCCCGACCACUUUCCUUUCUUCGUGCUCAAGGAGCGUUCAUUAAUUGGAAGCUAGCAUUUUACAAAAAGACACUGCAUACACACAACAUAUACAUGCAUACAUGCACAGGUCCAGUAUGCACAAAAAACUCUGGGAUGUAUUAACAAGAACAUGAACAACACCAACAAUAAAAAAGAAGACAUGCAGAAUCACUGACUGAUUCAGAGGAGGAGAGAAGGAGGAGGAGUUUUGUGGAAAGCCCAAACAGCCGACGCGGAUGCUUGCUGGAUUGUAUUUCUUUGCUUUUUAAUGUACUUUCUUUGUGAAGAACUGGGUUUAAAAUACUAACUGACUUUAUUAGAAUUAACUCUAUUGCUGCAAACGGACUGGAAUUGUGAUUUCAGAGAGGAGUAGGGUGUGAGCAGAAUGGGGCCGGGGGCAGAUGAUAUGAUAGUACAGGGUUGGGGGGGGACGUGGGUGGUUAUGUGGGUAUUUAAAAUGAAUGAUCUAUUCUGUUGUACAGACUGAUAUCAUUUCUUAUGUAAAAAAAAGAAAAAAAAAGAAAUGUCUAGUUGUGACACUAUGUUUAGUACCAUAGGUUCAGGUUGGUAAACCUGCGCCUGCCACAUUCUGUUAUUUUAAAUUCUUCUGUGUAUUUUUGUUACAUAAUCAUUUAUGUCUUUGUUUGAUUGACCUAAUGAUGAUCCAAACAUUCCUGUUUGUGUUAUCUGCAGCACUUUGUCUGGUUUUCCAUUUAUACCUCUCUCUUAGUCUCACAUACCAGCAGUAGGAGUAGAGGAACAAAAAAAUGAUGACGUGAUAAAUGCAAUUGUGGAUAUUUUUGUAUUUCUGUCCUUAUUUAUUCAUGUUUGUUCAUCUCACUGUUUGAGUUCCUAAUUUAUUAUAACUUGGCUAUUUAUAUGAACAAAGCUGUUAGGUCAGUUGAAUGUUAUUUAUUACCCUCUUGUGUGUUCGUAAAUGGGGCAACAUUUGAAGAAAAAAAAUGAACUUUUUUUUCUUUUCUUUUCUUUUGGUCUGAAUUUAACAGAAUUAUGUGAACAACCACAAGUCACAAAUUCCCUGACCUCUAUGAAGAGGGGAAGAGAACUUGUGGGAACUCUUCAAAAAAAUUAUUUACCAGUAAUUUAAGAAUGUAGACUUAGCCUCUUUUUGGAGAGGGAAUAUGCUCUUCUAUUGAUAUUUGUCAGUUUCAUAUUAUUGUGCUUGUAGGCCAGGCCUGAGGAGAAGGACACCACAGAUCCCAAUCUACUUCUUCUCUUUGUAAAUAAACAGACAAAUCGUGGGGGUUGAUUGUCUUCUCAACCAUGCUGGGGAUUCCUGCUCUAUGCUUUUAGCUUGUAUUGCUGUGUGCAUGUCAAACAUGAGCUUUUCUUUGCAUGGCUUCAGUGUUCAUGUUCCAUGCCAAACUCACUCCUUCUCUCAGCCUUCAUCAGUUCUCUCUCCACAAAACUACCUUUUAACGUUUUAAAUUCCCCCUCUGUCCCUUACUUUUCUCCCUCUUUGCUUUUAUUUCUGGCCUUCUUUUUUUUUUAUUAUUGUUCCCUCGCUCCCGCUGAACUUUCCCUUUCUCCUCCUCUUAUCUUGUGCACAAAGCUUUUGAAUGAUGCUUCCUUUACUCUGUACCUCUCUCUGGAAGGCUCAGAGGUCUGGGCUCUCUCUACCUGUUGGUGGAAGGGGCACAGUGAGGGGAUAUCAAUACACAAACACAAAGCAAUACCCUAUUGUUCACCCUCCUUUCUGUUUUCUACAAUGGGAAGCUAGCAGCACCAAGGACAUCCAAUGAUUCUGAGGCCCAGAGCGGUCUUUUGACAGAGCAGGAACAAAACUGACUGAUGUAAUCCCCAUAUAAAAUAACUGUGAGCAUCUUCAGUGCUGAAACAAAUAAACUCAUUAAGUUAUGGUG